ACUGACGAGCCAUCGUAGCCAUCGGUCACUUGCACUCCCAUCCCCAGCAAAGUGUGCCCCAGGGGUGCAUUGAAAAGAGCGUAUGUGUAUUGUUUGUCUGGUCGCUCAAUAAAGACGAGAAACGGAAAAACGAAAAAACGCCGCUCUGCGAUCUCGCGAAUCGCCUCUACGAUGCGUACACAGUGCGAGGCUCCAGCAAUUUGAUAUUAGUAGCGAGAUUGUAUUCAUUAAUAUCAAAAAUGGACGCAAUACAAGAGUGAAAGGCGGCGCCCAACUACCAUGCCGAUGUCCCUUCAAACUGCCUCGAUUCCACCGCCGGCUGCUGUGCCUGCCACUUUGUCGGUCAGUGCAUCCGGCACUCAAAUGCCGCGCCCUCAGUCUCUGGCCGGUCCCGAGCGGGAGCCUAUCGAGUUUAACAUCAACCUGGUGGGAGCUCCUCCAGAAGUGGAGCAGCUGGUGGAGCAGAUCAAGAGCGUGGCUGAGCAGUUCCUCUACCACUGGAAGAGCUUCCCCAUUGUUUUGCCUCAGCCGCUGGCUAGCAGUGGUCUGAAUUUGACGGCGAGGAACGCCACCAAUAGCGUGAGCAGCCGCAAAACGCGUCCCAUUAAUCUGCGCGACCUCUUUAUAGCGCCUCCCUUUGACGAGCUGGACGCCGUGGCAUCUGACGGGAGUGGAGAGCCCCGCCGGCUGACGAGCGCCCAGCUGAAGACUCUGCGGGAAACUGGCUUGCAAAAGGAUAAAUAUGGAAAGCCGAAGAAAUUAACUUUGGAACAAUUGGAAACAAUACGUAAAAAUGGCGAGUUCGAUGUGCCCAGUCUUCACUUUCCUGGUCAGGUGCAUAAGUGGCGUCUGUCUCAACUACUCCAGAAGGGCAAGUUGCGGGCGCAAGACUCUUUUCUGAGCGAUCUGGCGCUGGCUGCCCGGUUCGUGGUGGUAACUGCCCGGGCUCGCAUACUCUCCCACUUCUUUUCGGUAGCGCAGGCUAUGCACGGCUUGUUGGAGGCGUUCACCAGACUUGCAGACAUGUUCAUUGGUGUGCCGGCUCUUUUGGCCCAUAACCUGGACUAUAAGAUUAAGGAGGAGCGUUGCCGAUUUCUCAUAGCCGAGCUGGUUUGUCGGUCCGAGUACGAGGACUGUUUGCACGGCCUGUGCUCCUAUGUCCGGAAGAUGCUGCGUCGCGCCACGAUGGAAAAAUUCGACUUCAACAGCUGCGAGGUCAGCCAGCCCGUGCCGUACCUAUUCCUCACGCCCAAGGGACAGGAUAUCGACUUGCGCCUCUUUUGUCGCGACAUUAUGCGCAAGGCACUUCCAAUUCUAAUUGGCAUUCUGGAGAGGGAGACGCGAGGCUGGUUUCUGCAUUUCCGCGAGCGUUUGAUUGCCGAGUUGCGGGCCAAGAAACUGAACGACAAGGAGAUCGAGGAGGAGGUGAACGAAGCUGUCAUGAAGGAGUAUCUGCAACGCGUCUAUAGCUCAAUCGUAUCCAAUGCGAAGCUGGCAGAGCUGGGAGCCGGAGUGCCGGAACUCCUGGUGCAGCAGGCACAGUCGGUGGUAAUCAUGUACAAGGCUGUAGACAAGGUGGAGCAGAAUAUCAAGCGGAUUCGUGAGGACCACAAGAAGUGUCUGGCCAACGACCAUUCCGUGUUGUCGCGCGUUGCUCCCUGGUUGCGCUCCAAGCUACGCCACGCUGAAGAGAAUCGCCUCCACAAAAGCGCCUGGUCAGCCCACGAGGAAGCGCUGAAAAUGUGCACCCAACAUAAUCUGCACCAAACAGCAUACUUCCUGUCCCGUGACCUGACCUUCAUGAAGGAACGCGAGCCAGUACUGCUUAAGGAGCUGAAGAACGCUAAGACUCCCACGCGCAGCUUUCAAUGGGCGUGUCGCAUUUGGUCGCCGCAGUCGUGGAUCAUCCGUCGCAACUUCCAGGGGCAGUCUGACGUGAUUCCCACUGUGAUUAGCCAGCAUGCCACUAGCAUUGUCACUCCCCGCUCGGAUCCUAGCCAGCCGGUGUUUCUGGUGGAAAAGGAGAUACUGCGCACAACAAGCACACGCUGGCCUUUCUGGCGCCUACUAAACAUGAUCCAGCGAAUCUGGUGCUGGUCUUGGAACAUGAUGUUCCUGCUUGGCAUACUAGUUCCGUGGUGCAGUCCACUCGGAUUGCGCGCCCUCUGCUGUGUGAAGCCUUUUAUGCCCGACCUUGAGCUGUCCCAAAUCAACGGCACUCUGUUUCCAAGAAAGACCAGCAUAACUCAGACUCUGGCGUCACGUCUAAUUGAGUUAUGGCGUCAUAUAUCAAAAUCGCGUACGCACUUUGAGACAGAACCUGACACGGGCUUUAUUGGAAAGGGACUGACACGAAAUCUGAAUCGAACUUGGAACUAUUUUAUAAAAGGAUUUCUAGGUACGAUCGUCAUUUUAUUCGCCUUCCCCCUCAUCUGUUUGGCCACUAGUUUGCUGAGCAUAAGUCUGGCUGUGACUGCGCCCCUAUGGAUUCCAGUGUUUGUACUCCUACUCCACAUCUACAUGAUCCUCAUAUAUGAUUUGGAUGCGCCUGAUAAUAUGAAGAAUCGAUACUGCAUCUUACUGGAAGCCAUAGUUUGGAAUCUUCUCAUACAGGGAUUGAUGCAGCCGGUGGCGGCGAUUCUAAUGGCCACGUUGAUCUGUCCAUUGGCAGCAGGAGUCGUUUUUAUAGUUGGAGUCGUUCGGUAUUCCGUACGGCUGGUGUGGGACUCUCUUACCUACCAUCUGUUCAUCAAGAAGUGUGGACGUGUACCGGCCUCGGAUAGCAUUGCUGUAAAACGAAUUGCUGGACCUGGACUGGCAUUAGACUAUUAUUUUAUAAUCAGACCAGAGCAGGCUUUGGCUGCGCUGGAGGCGAAAAUGGAACUGGACGAGUUGCAGGCCUACCAGCAUGCCACGGAACGAGUGGUUCUGCAGCCACAGCAGGACUUCCUCCAGUUUGUCGAGGCUUGCUUUGGGCCGUUUUCAGCCCAAAUCAGUAAAACUGGUCCAUACCUAUCGCUGGACCGGGAGGCGCACGAUCUGAUGAGUACGCUACACGAGAAGUUAGAGAAGCGACGAAGGGAGUUGCAGACCGCGCUGACCACCCAAGUCAAAUCGCGCAUAAAGUUAAAUACCAAAGAAUUAAAGAUUGCUAUACAACUGGCCGCCCAUAUUUUAGAGAAAUAUUAUCCGUCUCAUGUCAUCGGCAGACUGUCCAUUAGCGAAGAAGAAUUCUGGGAUAAUAAGGGUCUCACGGUAAACGACUGGCCGGGACUGGCUGGUCUUAUAUACACCGACAUAUUUAGUCUAGAUUUUCUAACGCCAUUGACUGAACACGAUACACAUUUUAAACUAGAACCACAUGCCUCGCUCGACCUGAUGCGUUAUACGGAGAUGGUGAAGAAUGCUAACGACGUAAUUGGCUCCAAGGGCUUGGAUCUGCUCGGCAAUGUGUACGCGCCGCGUGGCAACGUCCAGGUGCACCUGCCCUUCCUCGAAGUGACUGCAUUCAAUCCACGCUCCCGCAUAACGCUCACUUUUCGCAAACCCGAAAAAAGGGAUAUGUCUGUGGGAUUGACCACCCCGAGGGUCCGUGCCCACCGUGCCCAGCAUGUGCCGAAGACUUUACAAGAUGCCCAGAAGUCCUGGCGACCGUGGAAGCAGCAGUGCGAGGAGAAGAGCGUUACGGAAAACCUGCUCAUUCCGUUGCCAGUGCCCCAUCCCGUGCACAUUGCUAUUGCCAUUUACAAUCGCGACACCGAACAGCCCAUCCCCUUGGACUCGGAGUUGGUCUGGGAAAUCCUUAAAUCGAUAGAGGACUGCCAAGGCGGCGAUGCCAUGGCUGUCCAGGCUGUGGCGCGGUAUCGAGGAGCGGUCAUUGAAUCGAGCAAUGACUCCCUGGCUAGCAGCAGCAGCAUUGGCAGUACUCGCGACUCGGGCUCAGGUUCUGUUUCGGGCUCUGCAUUGGCCAACGGCACAGAAACCUUACCGUGCGGCAAUCGUGAGGUCUGCACCCAGGUCAAGGUGGAUACCGAACCGGCUGCAAGCUCCUCUGGUUUCCAUUGGACUCUAAGCAAUUGGGGCGCUGCGCAAACGGCACGACGCCGAACCAACUCGAAUGUUCGCGUGGACUUGGCCAGUCCCGAAGAUAUAUCCUUGGAUACGGAUAGUUCGCGUGCCGUUUUUAAUAACGCGUACGGUACAACUGUCUAAAAGGCUUCAUUGGCUUGGGCACACAAGAAUAUAUAAACCUAUCAACUCAUGUAGAUUUUUCGUGGCUGCUCGCUGUUAAGAUAAAAUUGUCUAACCCGUUUUAUCGAAUGAAAUCUCGAAUAUGGUCUUAGUAACGCGAUGUUUUAAAAAGGGAUCCGAUUGUUCAGAAAAUGAGUUCGAAUCUUAAUUUGAAAAAAAAUACAUCUAGAGAACUUUCGGCAGUGUACGGGAGCACUUGUGAACAAAUUCCAGGGAACAAUCGUAAAUACUUAAAAUGUUUUCCCCUUCUCAAUAUGAAAUCCAAGGCAGCCGCGCUAAAGUGUAAUAAGAACAAAUUUAUCUAACUAUAUUUACAGUAUAUGAUAUACAUAUAUGAUUCGGUAAUCUACACCGCAUAGGCAAGUCGAAUAGUAAAAAAUGCAAUCUAGUCGCAAGCAAAUUUUAUGCAGCAAUCUAAUUCGUUUUCUUAUGCAAUUAUAGGCAUAUUCUAAUCGAAGCUUCAUGACAGUUUUACAUCCGAGUUUAGUUUAUUGCGAUAUCCGUUCUAAAAGCAAAUACAGAAAAAUACUUAUUGAUUAGGUAUACAACAUAAGCCAUGAGAUUUUUCUUUGUACCUAACCAACAUAAACACAUUUAAGGUAAACUUCAUAUUAGAAAUAUACCACGAAUUGUACCAUGAGCAGUUAAACGAAUAUUGUUGAUUAAUUACUAAUUUAUUUAUAUACACGCAAACUAACAAAAUACUAAUGUUUUAUCGACUCCAAUACUUUUUCUUCCAAAUCCGAAACGCAAAAUAAUAAAAGUGAGUAAAACAAUGCAAUAGAAUUGCAAUGUUGCAAGAAAACAUCAAUCGAAAUCAUAGAUAACAGCAUUAAAAUAUUUCAGCGUGAAGAAUUUUUACAGAAAUAUAAUAAACAAGGCCAAGGAUAAAACAUUUUUACAUUUAUAUAUACGUAUUUAGAUCACAUAAUCGUAACAAAUAACUGUUGAUACCUUUGUAUCGAACAUUUUCCAACCUGGCUCACCAUGCUAAUUUCCAAUUCGACUCCAUCCCCAGAGCAACAUGCCCUCCAAGUAUUUCUCAUACAUAAUUGUGAACAAAAUAUGUUAACUGCCACAAAUAUAGGUAUUACUUUUUCUUCAAUCCACGCACUGCUCACUAUCAAUUCAACAUUUUAUAUCGCAUUGGCCGCCUCCAGUGUUAUAUUUAAGCCGUUUAACUGAUUUUGUAAACUUUGUAUUAUUUAAAUGUCGUAAUGCAAGCACCAGCAAUGGAAUGAAUCUUUACACACAAUAUACAAACAUUUACAUAAAUAUGUAGUUAUACAAAUUAACCGAUGGAAUCUCCGAAAACGGUAAAUCUCAUGAAAAUGCAUUCAACAAUUUUAUGUAAAAUGUUUCUUAAUAUUAAUGAAAAAUGUAUCAAUGAAUUAUGAAUGAAUGUGUGCUCUCAACUUUAUAAGCAAUGUUUAGAUGCAGGAAUUUGGAAAACAAAAAGUGUUACUAACGACGCUUGUAGAGUUGCAAGCACAAUAAUAGUUUAAUAUGUAAUAAAAAUGUUGGCUAAAAAUUAUCCACAUACUGUUUGUCUUUAUUUGGAAGAUUGUUUAUAUGCGGAAACCAAUGAAUGAAUAUA
This is a messenger RNA of Drosophila erecta, 5848 nucleotides long. RefSeq lists its product as uncharacterized. The coding region runs from base 280 to 4212 and encodes 1310 amino acids. NCBI's taxonomy places the organism in Eukaryota, Metazoa, Arthropoda, Insecta, Diptera, Drosophilidae. The transcript is spliced from 13 exons. The record is from RefSeq and is a predicted model, not a curated record.